AUGGCGAUUAUGAUUAUGAUGCUGCGUAGUGUUUCGUUAGGGGAGACGAUGAAUUCUCGGCCUCUUGCGCCUGCAUUAUAUGUUUUCGGAGAUUCGUUAUUCGACAGCGGUAAUAAUAAUCUCUUGCCGACUCUUGCUAAGGCAGAUUUCUUACCUUACGGCAUGAAUUUCGAUCGAGGACCGACCGGAAGAUUCACUAAUGGCAAAACCGUCGUCGAUUUCAUAGAUUUUUUGGUAGCUGAGUUUCUUGGAUUUCCAUAUUCUCCACCAUACUUGAGUUUAAAUCAAAUACUACUUCAUCCAGAGCAGCUCACAGGCCUCAAUUUUGCAUCAGGCGCGUGUGGUAUUCUUCCUGACACUGGAAAUGAUUUGGGGAGAUGUCUGAAUUUUCCGGAGCAAAUCGACUUUUUCGAGACAGCAAUCGAAGAGGAAUUACCGAGGCACUAUUUAAACUCCGAUGAUCUAUCGAAUCAUUUAGCCAAAUCAGUAUACGUAAUUUCAGUAGGCAGCAAUGACUACAUAAACAACUAUCUCGACAAAAAGCACUACGACACCAGCAAACGUUUUUCCCCUCAAUCUUUCGCCAAACUCCUCAUCGAUAACCUCUCCCAACAACUCCGGAGGAUGUACUAUUUGGGAGCGAGAAAAGUGAUCAUGUUCGAGAUUGGGCCUAUCGGUUGUAUUCCGUCGAGCACUGGGCAAUUCAAACACAACGGUCGUUGCGUCGAGGAGUUUAACGAGUUUGCGGUGAUGUUCAAUGACCAUCUUGCCCCCAUGCUUGUUAAUUUGACUUCUAAUCUUCAAGGAUCGUCUUUCGUUCUCGGUCACGCUCAUUGGCUUGGAUACGAUGCCGUCACCCAUCCAUCUAAAUACGGUAACUACUAUUCCAAAUAG
Messenger RNA from Erythranthe guttata (spotted monkey flower), 894 nucleotides. The record is from RefSeq and is a predicted model, not a curated record. NCBI's taxonomy places the organism in Eukaryota, Viridiplantae, Streptophyta, Magnoliopsida, Lamiales, Phrymaceae.